This is a messenger RNA of Gossypium raimondii (Peruvian cotton), 857 nucleotides long. RefSeq lists its product as hypothetical. Gene Ontology annotation, biological process: pollen-pistil interaction. The record is from RefSeq and is a predicted model, not a curated record. Lineage: Eukaryota; Viridiplantae; Streptophyta; Magnoliopsida; Malvales; Malvaceae. Bases 55 to 846 code for a protein of 263 amino acids. The transcript has 2 exons.
GUCGUCCAACUGUGAGCUUUCGAGGUUAUUCGCCUGCAAUUUGACUUCCAUAACAUGCAAUGUCUAGCUUUGGUCACCAUUGCUCUGUUCUUCAGAGCUAUUUUGUACCAUUUAUCAUCUGGAGAUGUAGUGCUUGAAUGGGACGACCUGGACAUGAUUCUAGGCCGCUUUAUGUUGUUGCAAUCCGAUGAAGGGAUUCAUAGAGUUAAGUUUUUGGAAGCCCGUCAACUUGUUUGGGGUCUAAAUAAUCAAAAGAUAGCAUUUGCAAGAGCUUGUUUAACUGCUAGAAUGGUGAACCGAACUCUUUUGAUGCCAAGCUUAAGUGCUUCACUUUUCUACAAGGAACCCGACAGUUUGCAGCCAGUUUUGUUCAAUAAUGUCUUCCGGUUCGAAAGGUUUAAUUCACUUCGUGAAGGGUUCAUUCGGUUAGCUCAUUACUCUGAUCUUAAGAAUCGAACCAGAGUAUACAAUCUCCGAGCAGUUGAAGCAAAUGGACUAAAAUGGACUGUUGAGAGAGACCUUGAGCAGUUGAAGCAAAGCAUCAUAAAUGGUCCUAUUGAAAUGCAUGAUGUGAUUCGAAUGGCUGGAAAGAAUCCAUUUCUUUGGCAUGACCAUUGGCCUGUUAAGGACUAUGCAAGGGUCUUUGAGUGGUUAGUGUUGGUUGAUGAGAUAUCAAAAGAAGCUGAUAAAGUUGUUUCCAAGAUUAGGCGGAUGGGAAGGCAGCUUAGAAGCGAACUCGGUGAGGGUUCUUCGUUGCAACUAGCUCCUUAUGUAACAGUCCAUGCGAACUCGGUGAGGCCAUGUUAUGCAUACAGUAUAGCAGCAGGGGAAACAAAUGGUCCUUAGAAAUGGAUGAC